CAUCGUAUUUUUCUUACCCGCACAUCUUCCUAUAAUAAUACCCCCUCCACCUCCCUCAACUUCUUCAUUUCUUCAGUUCUUGUUCUGUUCUUCUCUCCUUGUCCCUUUGCUACACACACCACUUUUUUGUUUUUCGAACCUCAGUUCCAUCCUCCGGUUAUCGGUUUUUGUUCGCUAAGCAUAUCUUGGCUCAUCUAACUCUGCCUCUGCAUACCCAAUUUCCAUCCCAAAAGAAUUUUGCGAAAAAUCUCUUCAAUUUAGUUUCUUACCCUCUAUGAACAUUGGCAGCAUAUAAGUCUCUGCUCAGUUGUAGUUCAUAACCUGGCUUUCUUCAUUUCCUUUGUUCCUUAGCAACACAUUUAUAAAAGCCCAUCAAAUCAUGUAAUUAUUUCCAUUCCUUCCUCCCCAGAAUAACCACCAAAAAAAAAAAAAAAAAAAAAAUUGUAGUAUUAUUUUAUAUGUAUCACAUAUAAUUAUCCUUAGUUACCUGGUUUUGUUCUUCACUCUGGCCUAUCUCCAACCAACAGUGUAGCAAUACCUUUAUAAAAAUCACAAAAAUAUGUAAUAUUUUUCUUCAUAACAUCCCAAUUUCCCCCCCAAAAAAAAAAAAAAAAAAUUUCUUCUUUUUUAAAUUUUGUGUAGCUAGCUUUUUGUUAAUUUAUCAGAGUGAAAGUAAGGAAAUGCCGGAAUCUGCACCUGGGACGCCGGCGUCGGCGCCGCCAACGCCGGGGACGCCGGCGCCGCUGUUCUCAAACCACCCGCGGGUGGACUCGCUGUCGUAUGAUAGGAAGUCAAUGCCACGUUGCAAGUGCUUUCCAAUGGGGGCUCCAACUUGGGGUGAACCUCCUCAUUCUUGCCUCAACGGCUUCCCUGCUCCCGAUGUCAGUCUCACCCGAAAGCUAGGAGCGGAGUUUGUAGGAACGUUCAUCCUGAUAUUCGUGGCAACAGCAGGGCCGAUUGUGAACCAAAAGUACAACGGAGCAGAGACGCUGAUCGGGAACGCGGCAUGCGCAGGACUGGCGGUGAUGGUGGUGAUUCUGUCGACGGGCCACAUCUCGGGGGCCCACCUCAACCCAUCACUCACCAUUGCCUUUGCGGCCCUCCGCCACUUCCCGUGGGUCCAAGUUCCCGGCUACGUGGCUGCUCAAGUCUCCGCCUCCAUUUGCGCAUCAUUCGCUCUCAAAGGCGUAUUCCAUCCCUUCCUGGCCGGUGGAGUUACGGUUCCGGGUCCUUCUGCCACCACCGCCCAGGCUUUCGCUUUGGAGUUCAUCAUCACCUUCAAUCUCCUCUUUGUUGUUACUGCUGUUGCCACUGACACCCGCGCCGUCGGCGAAUUGGCGGGUAUAGCUGUUGGAGCUACUGUCAUGCUCAACAUUCUUAUUUCUGGGAAUACAAGUGGAGGUUCAAUGAAUCCAGUGAGGACACUAGGCCCAGCAGUUGCAGCGGGAAACUACAAGCAACUGUGGAUAUACCUGGUGGCACCAACACUUGGUGCACUCGCCGGUGCUGGUGCCUACACCGUUGUGAAGCUGCGAGGAGAAGAUCCUGAAUUGCCACGCCAAGUCAGGAGCUUCCGUCGCUAAGCCUCCAGUACUAGCUGCUGCAGUAUAUUAUUCAUAAAAAUAAAAUCAUAAAGGACAAUGUUUGCAGUUUGAUUAUAUAUGUAUGUGGUUUUGUCGUUUUGUUAUUGUGAUAUGGUGACGUUUUUCAGAAUUUCUUAUUAGGAGAGAAUAAUAAAAGCCACUGCAGGGACAUGAUCUAAUGUUUUCCUUGUGAAAGUGGUGGGAAAUGUACUACAAAAUGUGGUGUGUCUGAGUCUGGUUUGGUGUCCUUUCAUUUCACAGGCUCCAAUCUCCUCCUAUACUCAACACUCUCGAGGUUGGAACUUGGAAAUUUAGGCCACUACUGUUUGAGUGACAAGGCAUUAUAUAUAUAUAUACAUAUGUAUGCAAUGCCCUUGGUUUGUCUUUUUUUUUUUUGGGGGUGACUCUGUCUGUAUACAUAAUAAUAUGUUCGCUGGAUGGUUUAUAAUAAAGUUGCUGGAUGGUUUGUAAUAAA
Messenger RNA from Ziziphus jujuba (common jujube), 2058 nucleotides. RefSeq names its product aquaporin NIP3-1. Gene Ontology annotation, molecular function: channel activity. The record is from RefSeq and is a predicted model, not a curated record. NCBI's taxonomy places the organism in Eukaryota, Viridiplantae, Streptophyta, Magnoliopsida, Rosales, Rhamnaceae. Bases 681 to 1583 code for a protein of 300 amino acids. Gene Ontology annotation, biological process: transmembrane transport. Gene Ontology annotation, cellular component: membrane. The transcript is spliced from 4 exons.